Messenger RNA from Eleginops maclovinus (Patagonian blennie), 3300 nucleotides. Its product is annotated as sterol 26-hydroxylase, mitochondrial. Gene Ontology annotation, molecular function: heme binding; monooxygenase activity; iron ion binding. The transcript is spliced from 9 exons. NCBI's taxonomy places the organism in Eukaryota, Metazoa, Chordata, Actinopteri, Perciformes, Eleginopidae. The record is from RefSeq and is a predicted model, not a curated record. Gene Ontology annotation, cellular component: mitochondrial inner membrane. The coding region runs from base 175 to 1773 and encodes 532 amino acids. Gene Ontology annotation, biological process: C21-steroid hormone biosynthetic process; cortisol metabolic process; glucocorticoid biosynthetic process.
UGACACACACAUACACACACACACACACACACACACACACACACAAAAAAAAACACACACACACACACACACACACACACACACACACACACACACACACACACACACACACACUGUAGCUGUCGUGUCUGUUUGUACCUCGGAAGCUGCAGGAAAAACACACCUGCGGUAGAAAUGUUGAGGAAAUCUCUGGUGAACCUCGGACUGCGGGUGAACCGGCAGCAGCACGCCGGGAUUCAGAGGGGGAAAGCCGGACUGAAUGCGGGGAAUCAUGCGGGCAUCCACCGCCGUGACGCAGCCACCACCACCACAGUGAUAAAUGACUCCAUGAAACAGAAAACUAUGGAUGAUUUAGGCGGACCGAGUUUCAUGACUACUCUAAACUGGAUGUUUGUAAAGGGGUAUUUCAAAAAGGCGCAACAACUGCAGAUUGAGCACAGGAGGAUCUAUGGCCCUCUGUGGAAGUCAAAGUACGGGCCUCUGGUCGUGGUGAACGUGGCGUCCGCAGAGCUGAUCGAGCAGGUUCUGAGGCAGGAGGGGAGGCACCCGGUCCGCACAGACAUGCCCCACUGGAGGAGAUACAGGGAGAUCAGGAACCAGGCCCACGGACCCCUGACAGAAAUGGGGGCCAAGUGGCAGCGCAUCCGCAGCAUCCUGAAUCCUCGGAUGUUGAAGCCCAAACACGUCUCUUCCUACACGAACACCGUCAACGAUGUGGUGACGGACUUCAUCCACAGAGUGGCCUGGCUCAGGGAGACAAACGGUGGCGGAGUGAUGGUCAACGACCUGACGGAGGAACUCUACAAAUUUGCUUUUGAAGGUAUCUGUUCAGUGUUGUUUGAGACUCGUAUGGGCUGCAUGGAAGAGGUAGUGCCGGAGGAAACCCAAAAGUUCAUCAUCUCCGUGGGAGAAAUGUUUCGUCUCUCCAGCAUCAUCAUCCUCUUCCCAAAGAGCACCUGGCCCUACAUCACCUUCUGGAAACAGUUUGUGGCUGCCUGGGAUCACCUCUUCAAAAUCUCUGAGGAGCUGGUGCAGAAGAAGAUGGAGCAGAUCCAGCAACAGGUGCACCUGAAGCAGCAGGUGGAGGGAGCGUACCUCACACACCUGCUGCUCAGCGACCAGAUGACCGUCACCGAGAUCCUGGGCAGCAUCACCGAGCUCCUGCUGGCAGGAGUCGACACCACCUCCAACACUAUCUCGUGGUCUCUGUACCAGUUGGCAAAGAUACCAGAGAUCCAGGAACAGCUGUACCAGGAAGUGAUCAGUGUGUGUCCCGGGGACAAGGUGCCAACCAGUGAAGACAUCGCCCACAUGCCGUACCUGAAGGCCAUCAUCAGAGAGACGCUACGGUUGUAUCCGGUGGUUCCAGGAAACGCCCGAGUCACUGUUGAAAGUGAGAUUGUGGUCGGAGAUCAUCUCUUCCCCAAAAACACGCUGUUCCACCUGUGCCACUACGCUGUCUCGUACGAUGAGAACGUUUUCCCCGACCCUCACUCCUUCCUGCCCGACCGCUGGCUGCGAGGAGCGGAUGAGAGGACCAAGCAGCAUCCGUUCGGGUCGGUGCCGUUCGGCUUCGGGAUCCGGGCGUGCCUGGGCAGACGGGUGGCCGAGCUGGAGAUGUAUCUGCUCCUCUCCAGGUUGAUAAAGCAGUACGAGGUGCGUCCGGAUCCUGCAGGAACCACGGUGGAGCCGAUCACCAGGACCCUGCUCUGCCCGGCCAAACCCAUAAACCUGCAGUUUGUGGACCGACCCCGAGCGGGGGUUUCUGUCUGAGCUGGUUUAGUAUUCACACCGUGUUCCCCGCCUGUUACCGAGCACUUGUUUUUAGAGCGUUCACAUCAUGAGGGCCGGCUGGAAGGCACCACAAAUCAAACUGGAUUCAGUUGUAGUCUUUUGUCUGGUCAGGAUUAACCUUUCCUCUAGUUCUUAUCUUGUUUAAGUUUUAAGUUUAAGUCCCACAAAUUUCAUUUUUUAUCUUGGAAGAUAAAAGGAGAUUGUCGUUUAACACAAUAAUGGUUUAGCCUUGAUCACGUGUCCAAGAUUUUAGAAAUGUAUUAAAUAAUGCCAUGUCUCCUAGGAUGCUUUCUGUGUGUUUGCAUUUGCUCCUCAGGUUUAUUGCGUGUUUCGGCUAGUUUUCCCAACUCCAAAAUACAAACCUGUAAGUACUCAGAUCCUUUACUUAAGUAAAAGUACAAAUGCUAUGGUCUUAAAAUACCCCACUACAAGUCCUGAUUUCAAAAUGUUACUUUAGUACAGUAUGAUAUAUACUUAAAGUACCAAAAGUAAAAUGACUCACUCACUGGCCCUAAAUGUACUUCAAAUAUCAAAAGUAAAAGUAGUCGUUAGGCAGUGUGGAUCUUAUCACGGUAUUUUAUUAUUGUGGAUAUUAUUUUAUCCAGUUGUUACACCUGUAAGCGUAUUGUAGUUUGUCACUGUGGACAAAGUAACUACAUUAAAAUAAAUGGAGUAAAAACUUUGAUAUUUGCAGUAGUAGAAGUAGCAUUAAAAAGAACUAAAGUACAAAUAAAUCAAAUAAUACUCGAGUAAAUGUACUCAGUUACUUUCCACCACUGCCUUUAGGACAAGUCUUUGUGUUUUAUGUUUUCUCACUGUCACAAAUCCCAGGACGUGUAAACUGCCCCCCAACCCAACAAUCAAAAGUUCCUCUUUAGGAUACGAUAAUAUAAAAUGGACCUUUAUGAAUCCCUGUAGGGAAAAGCACGUGUCAGAUAAGAGUAAAUAAAACAAGAGUACGAAGAAAACCAACAACAAUAAGAUUUGGUAAAACACAGAGUAUCUGAAUUCACAUAUAUACAGCUAUGAUUGUAGAUAAUUAUGAAUUCAUAUGGAUAAAUAUAUAUGUGCAGGUGUUUUGUACAUACAGUGCAGGUUAUUGUUUUUUUUAAAGUAAUUCUGUGUCGUUUUAUAGUCAAUCUUUGCACAAUUUUUAAUAAUUGACCAUCUAUUUUUCAACAUUUUACGUUUUUAUGCAGUUGUUUUGCAUCUCUGUGAUUUCAUUGAUCUAUUCUGUGAAAAUGUUUUUACAUGAUUUUCUUCUUGUUGUCGACCGAUGGCCUUUUGUUGUAAAUGUUCCAAUACAAUCUAUGCCUUUUCAUUAAUACUAGUAUUAGUUUUUGUCAUUCAUGUUCACAUCUUAGAUGUAGGCAACACUACAGCUGUGGUUGGACAACAUGUAUCAGAACAUUGUUCCCACAUACAUUAACACAUAAUGUUAAUUAAAUACUCUUCCAUGAGCUACAUGUAUUAUCUGACACAUAAAAGCUUUCAUUAUAAAACAAA